GCUUGGUCACCAUCACGGCGUCACUCGCGUGCGCCGGAUGUUCUUCUACAACGUGUUGAAGGAAGACUCACGUGUGGACAUUUUAUUUUACACCGUGCGUCCAGAAGCUGGAUCGGAAAGCAGCAGAUUAAUCGGCUCUUGGUGUAGCUCGGAGUCAUGGGUCGGAAGUUGGAUCCCACCAACAAGGUGAAGAGGGGGCCAGGGAAAAAGGCCAGGAAGCAGCAAGGAGCAGAGACUGAGUUGGCCAAGUUUAUAAAUGAUGAGGACACAGAAACAAAACGCCUGUCAAGUAGAGGCAGGAAAAGAGCGGCAAAAAGAGUCCAGAAUGUGAAAAAACCUAAAGAUGCUGCUCAGGAACAGCCCAAGAAAGGAUUCUCUGAUGAGAACAGUAAAUGGUUGAAACCAGCAAAGAGGAAGCGUAAAAUCAAUGAACCUGAAAGUGAGGAUGACAGUGAUGAGCAUUGGGAGGAAGAGGAAGAUGAGGAGGAGGAGGAACAGCAACAACAACAACAACAGCAGCAGCAGCAGCAGAAGAAGAAGGGAGGAAAAGACCAAGGAAAGAAGGGUGCCAAAUUAGAAGUGAAAGAAGUAGAGGAGGAGGAGGAGGAGGAUGAAGAAGAGGAGGAGGACGAAGAUGACGAUGACGACGAUGAUGAUGAUGAAAUGGUUGACGACUACGGUGCAGCAGAAGAAGAAGAAGAAGCAGCAGCAGAAGAAGAAGAAAGUGAUGGAGAGGAACUUCUUCCCAUCGAACGUGCAGCCAAGAAAGAGAAAAAGCUGAAGGAAACCAUGGGUUUAGAGAGUGAUGAUGAUGACGAUGAUGAGGAAGACGACGACGAUGAUGAUGAAGAUGAUGAUGAGGGGAAAAAAUCAGAUGCUGAAAUGGAUGAGGAAGACACCGUACAAACCAACAUAGAUGAAAUGGAUCAAUUUAGGCUACCAGGGGCAGAGGAAAGAGAGAAAGAAGGUGCCCUGCCUCUCGACCUCAAGACAAUCCAUCAAAGGAUAAAGGACAACAUUGACGUCCUCUGUAAUUUCUCAACGAAAAGGGAGGCAGGGAAAGAGAGAGCAGAGUACAUUUCUCUUCUGAAGAAGGAUCUCUGCACCUACUACAGCUACAACAACUUCCUCAUUGAGAAAUUAAUGGACAUCUUCCCUCUUUCAGAGCUGGUUGAUUUCCUUGAGGCCAAUGAAAUUCAGAGACCUGUCACUAUACGGACCAACACACUGAAAACUAGGAGGCGGGACCUGGCACAGGCGUUGAUCAACAGAGGAGUGAACCUUGACCCACUGGGGAAAUGGUCUAAAGUUGGUUUGGUUAUUUAUGACUCCUCCGUACCUGUAGGUGCAACACCAGAGUAUCUGUCUGGUCAGUACAUGCUGCAAGGAGCCUCUAGUUUCCUGCCAGUCAUGGCACUCUCUCCACAGGAAGGAGAGUUGGUGUUGGACAUGAGCUCAGCUCCAGGAGGCAAGACUACUUAUAUUGCUCAGCUGAUGAGAAACACAGGGGUGAUCGUGGCUAAUGACGCCAACGCUGAAAGACUGAAGAGUGUGGUUGGCAACAUCCACCGUCUGGGCGUCACCAACACUGUCGUCUGCAACUACGAUGGAAGGCAGUUCCCAAAGGUAAUGGGUGGAUUUGAUAGAGUGCUGCUUGAUGCUCCGUGCUCAGGCACAGGAGUCAUCGCUAAAGAUCCAGCUGUGAAGACCAGUAAGGACGAUGCAGACAUCCAUCGCUCUGCUCACUUGCAGAAAGAACUGAUUCUUUCGGCCAUCGACUCUGUCAACGCUGAGUCCCCUACGGGAGGAUAUCUGAUCUACUGCACAUGUUCAAUAAUGGUGGAGGAGAAUGAAUGGGUGGUGGACUAUGCUUUAAAGAAAAGGAAUGUCAAGUUGGUUCCCGCAGGACUUGACUUUGGAAAGGAAGGCUUCACCAGGUUUAAAGAACGUAGAUUCCAUCCUUCUCUGCGAUUGACUCGGAGGUUUUACCCUCAUUCCCACAACAUGGAUGGGUUUUUUGUGGCCAAGCUGAAGAAAUUCUCCAAUGUGAUUCCAACGACACCAGCAGGAAAAGAAGAAGAAGAAAACACAGAUGCUGCAGAUGCCACAGUUGUUCCAGACUCUGUUGAAGAGAAACUAUCCAAAAGUGACAAGACAAAGAAGACUGUUCCCGGCAAAGCAGACAGCUUAAAGGAGAAGACCCAAGCCAACGGAACAGCAGCCAAGAAAACGGCAAACAUCAAGUCAAAAGGCAAAAAGGACUCACCAGCUGGACCAAAAAAGGCAAAGAUUGCCAAGAUGGAUGGAGAGACUGUGAAAGGGGCAAAGGUCAAGAAGCCUGCAGUGAAGACAGCUGAUGAAACUAAAGCAUCAAAGGCUGACAGUAAGGAAGGGAGCAGGUUUGAGAAAAAACAGGGCAAAAAGACAAAAUCACCCAUGAAGGCAAAGAACAGAAUCGGGAAGAAUAAAUUCAAAAAGUUGAAGCGUAUGCUGGAAAAGCAAGUGGAGUGAUGGGUGAUGUACAGUGUGGCAAAGUGUACUUGAUUAUUGUAAGAGCUUUGUAGAGCUUUCUUAUGGACCCGGCUCCCUUCAGUAUUCAGAUUGGUGUGCUCUCGUUUCAGAGCAGCGAUACUGUAUGUGUCAGUCAGAUAUGAUUGUAAUACUACAACUGGACUGGUCAACGAUGCUUUCACUUGGGUCCUUCUUUUUUUAUUUGUAUUACAGAUAAUUCAUUAUGUUUGUCUGUUGAUUUAUUUGCAGAGUGGAAUGACUUCCAUAAGUCUGUGAAACAUAAUAAAUCUUUUAAGAUA
Larimichthys crocea (large yellow croaker) is the source of this 2810-nucleotide messenger RNA. RefSeq names its product NOP2 nucleolar protein homolog (yeast) (gene nop2). NCBI's taxonomy places the organism in Eukaryota, Metazoa, Chordata, Actinopteri, Sciaenidae. Gene Ontology annotation, molecular function: RNA binding; rRNA (cytosine-C5-)-methyltransferase activity. The coding region runs from base 157 to 2511 and encodes 784 amino acids. The record is from RefSeq and is a predicted model, not a curated record. Gene Ontology annotation, biological process: maturation of LSU-rRNA; rRNA base methylation. Gene Ontology annotation, cellular component: nucleolus. The transcript is spliced from 16 exons.